Messenger RNA from Physcomitrium patens, 910 nucleotides. RefSeq names its product non-specific lipid-transfer protein 4.3. Gene Ontology annotation, molecular function: lipid binding. Lineage: Eukaryota; Viridiplantae; Streptophyta; Bryopsida; Funariales; Funariaceae. Gene Ontology annotation, biological process: lipid transport. The record is from RefSeq and is a predicted model, not a curated record.
GUGCAGGCAGGCUCCAUGAUCCCCCAUAAGCGUGUGUGUGGGUGCCCCUCUCCGGACACACGCCGAAUUUGUAUUUUUGCUGGCGUCCCAUCCACCCCCCAAGAAAAAAAUUGUUUUUUUUUUUUUUUGUUUUUUGUUUGGUAUUUCAAACCAGCGGCGCUUCGUGGUGAUAUUCAAAUACCCCCAUUGCACAAAGAUCAAUUCUCGGUUGUCACUCCCGUAGCUCCCUUCGUCUUCCUUGUGGUCUUCGUCUCCACUGCAGUUCUAGUUUUGUUUCAGGUAGCCAUGUCGAGGCCGGGGAUGGUUAUCCCAGUGACGGUGUUGGUGAUGAUGAUGGUGGUGGGUGUGACUCCGGCAACGACUCCCGCAGCCGACUGCAAUGCAGCUACGGCGAGUUUGUCGCCGUGCUUCGAGUACGUGACAGGAACAGGUGCGACGCCACCCAAGGAGUGUUGCUCUGGAUUGAGUACCUUGAACGCCAACAGCCCCAGUUGUCUGUGUCAAUUGAUCACGCAGCUCAACGGCAGUAGUAGUGCAGCGUCCUCUGUAAACAUUACCAAAGGUUUGAGCCUUCCGAAGGAUUGCUCGAUCACCUUAGUGACCACAAAUUGUCCCGCUCUGGCGAAUUUGCCUCUUUCGCCACCGGCCGGCACAACUACGACACCAAUGACUGGUUCUUCAGGUCCUGCUGCAGCCCCCGGACCUUCAAGUGAUGUCUCAAGGCUUUUGCCGAGCAGCUGGAUAAUGGCCUUGGCCAUUGCAGGAGUGCAUGCGUUGUUCUGAGAAGUGUACGUGACAAGAUUAUGUUAGCUAGUUAUUGAAAUUUUUGUUGUUUUUAGCAAAAAAAUUGGAACGCUUUGAUAUAAUGUAUGCGUUGCACAGACAACAAGCAACUUUUUCUUUCUCUGCA